GUUUAUUUUAACGGCAGAGGUACGGUCAUACUGCCUAAUUGUCGAGUUCCAAUUCAUGUUUUAUUUUUUGCCGAGUAAAUUGUGAUAAUAAUCAGAGAGAAUGUGCGACUACAAGAUAUCGGAGCGGGCCUACACCAAGCUGGUGUUCCACGCGGCCAAGUAUCCACACCAGGCGGUCAACGGACUGUUGCUGGCCGAGAAGACCUCGAAGGGCUCCCUGGUGGAAAUCGUGGAUGCGAUUCCGCUUUUUCAUCAGUGCCUCCAUGUAACCCCCAUGGCGGAGGUGGCCCUCAUGCAGAUUGAUGCGUACGCCGAGCGCGAAGGACUGGUGAUCGGCGGCUACUACGCUGCGCCGGAGAACUUCUACGACAACCAGGUGGACAAGACCCCGGCCGCGAAGAUUGCGGACAAGAUUCAGGAGAACUUCAAGAACGCCUGCUUCGCGGUGGUGGACAACAAGCUGAUGACCCUGCAACACGACCGUGCCGCCAUUCAGGUGUACAACUGCCCCGGAGAAUCAGCAACCCGGUGGUCGAAGGCCAAAUUCACACUGUCGCAGGCGUCGCAAACGCUGGAGGGCGUAUCGCUGCUGCUGAAGCGUGGAGCCAUGCGCGAUCUGGUGGAUUUCGAUAACCAUCUGGACAACCCAGAGAACGACUGGACCAACGACUUCCUGAACCAAUCGUUAAACGAUCUGCAGAAACUGUACUAGUCCCCUGUUUUUAACGUACGUUUGUUUUAGUCUAGCAAAUUCGCAUUCGAGGGAACACUCCGGAAUUUCAACCUUGCAAUUUAAUUUAUUGUAAUUACAUUUGGAUUUCAGUAAUCUUUAGAAUAAUGCAUAUAAGUUAAAUAACAUUCAACUAAUUAAUAAAUAAUCAAUUCUUUCAUCAUG
Molecule: messenger RNA, 895 nt
Organism: Drosophila biarmipes
Lineage: Eukaryota; Metazoa; Arthropoda; Insecta; Diptera; Drosophilidae
Gene: EMC8-9
Product: ER membrane protein complex subunit 8/9 homolog
Exons: 2
Coding region: 101-712 (203 amino acids)
Cellular component (GO): EMC complex
Source: RefSeq, a predicted model, not a curated record